UGUCCUGCAAGCGAUGCCGCCGCCCGUCACAAAAGUUUUACGUAGUUCAGCGGCGGGCGAGGGCUGGCGCCUGGCGGAGAGAAGGGGCCUACCCAGGCGGCUGGCUGCUGCUGCUGCUGGUCUGCCAAAAAAAAAAAAAAAAAAGCCGCCCGAGUGUGCAGGGAGGGGCCGCGGCGGCUCCGUCCGUGCCCCAACAUGGGGGUGACCGUGGAGGCCCAGGGAGUUUAUAAAUAUCCUUUCGAGCAGGUGGUGGCCAGUUAUCUCCGCAAGUAUCCCAGUUCCAUGGAGAAAAAUGUUAUUGCUGUAAAAACAGUAGAAGAGAAAACAGACUUGUCUACAGGAGUCAUAUAUCGGAGAAGGAUUGCAACAUGCCAAAAUGUAAUUCCACACAUUUUAAGAAAGAUUAGUAUCCUGAAAGUAUCAGAAGUCUACUUAGAAGAGGAGUCGUGGCUUAAUAUGCAAGAUAGAAUUAUGUCUAUGAAGACUCACUGUCUUACGUGGACAGAGUAUGCCACCCUAAAUGAAGAAUCAGUCUUCAGAGAAAGCUCUGAAAAUCCAAAUUGGACAGAAUUUGUUCAGAAAGGAAAUAUAACAGUAAAAGGGACUGGAUUGCUGAAUUGCUUACUGGAAAUUUUUGCACGAUCCUUUUUAAAUCAAGGAGUCAAAAGGAGUAUUUCAAUCAUGGAGAGGCUUCUGCAAGAUCAGUUUGGAGGGCCUGUUUUAUAAUGAAAAAUGAACUAAAGUCUCCGUAUAUCUAAGUUGAUACAUAGCACUACAUCCUUACUUCCAACCUUACAUUUUACUGAAGUUAACCGUCUGGAUUGUUUUAAUGAAGAAAAAAAGAUUGUUGAAGAGAAGAGAAAGAUUUGAAAUCUCCCCUAAAUAGCCUAUAUGGAAUCACAUAAUUUGAACAGUAUGUGCUCCAGAACGACCAGGGAGAAAGAAAUAUUAUUUUGAAAAAUGAUCACUGUGUAGUUCUCUGAUUUCAAAGAUGUAAAUAUUUAUAAGAAACCAUCCAUUUGAAAAAUAACUCCCAAAUCUUUAGUUAAAGGAAAAGCUUACUAGCCAAAAGGAAUAAGCUUUUCAUGUAUUUUCCUGUAUGCAUAAUUUUUCUUGACAGAAUAUAUUUCAUGGAAACUGAAUUAAGAGAUGAUGUGAAUUUAUACUAUAUGAUCACAUAAAGACAUCUAAGAAUAAGAAUUUAGUUUUUUAAAAAUAUUAAUUAUUCUGCUAUAGUAUAAAAUCAUAAACAUACACAAAUGCUACAGUAUUAAUAUAUUUUGGAUUACCAAUAUAGCCCUUAAAAUGUGAACCAUUGCAAAACAUUAUGGGGUACCUAAAUUUGUAAAUGCUUAUGGUUUUUUAGUAGCCUCUAUCUAAAUUCAGAAUGGCAAAUCAUUUUUGUAUUGUAAAACCUUUUCAGUGAUGGUAUUUAAUUAGUUCAUUUUAAGUACAGUUGGGUGAAAUAGAAGAUUAACUUGAGACACCCUAUUAAGUAUAACUAAACAGUCUGUUUGAAGUGUGAAAUGUAUUUGAUAAAAAUAUAUAGAGGUCAAGGUUACAAGAUUCUAAUGGAUCUUAAAAUUCCUUGUAGACUAGUGAGGAUAUCAGACUUAUAACAAGCAGUGACAUAUCUAUAUAUAUUCUACAUAUUUUUCACUAUUGGUACAUCAAGUAGCUGAAGUGCUAAGAGUUAGUUAAUAUAUCCACCCGGAAUCAGCAAAUUAGUUGCAUUAAAUAAAUAUUAUAAACAUCAAAUAGGGAUCUGGGUGAUGCUUAGAUAAAUAUUUGAGUUUCAAAUUACUUAGGUUUUGAUUAAAUAAAAUUAUAUUCUGGAGAAAUAGAGAUAUUGUUUCAACAUACAGCUUUCCAUCCUGCAGUUUUAUGAUGAAGAUUGCUGGAGUGAGCUGGAGUGAAUUUACAUUUAUCAAGCACAGCGGUUCCAUUGGGUCAUUUUUAAUUUCUUUCAGCAAUGAAAUGGUCUAACCAUUUGAACAGCUGUUGGACAGCUGGCUAAUGGACCCAAAAAGUGUGCCAACUGCCUGCUGUUUCCCUACUUUUUCUUCUCUUUUAUUAAACAUGUUGAAAGCAGGAUGGAUGUUCCCAGCAGUAUGAAUAUUAAGCAACAGUGAAGACAAUCCUUCUUUCCUGCUGUGUUUGAAUUUUGCCCUCAUUUUUCCACAUGUGAACAAAACAUUCACAUAGGGGGGAAACAAAAAGAUGAAAAUGAAUAUGCAUUGUAAUUGUUACAAAGGCAGAAUUGAUAUAUGAAGCUUGCUCUUAUAGUUUAUUGAAAUGCUGAAGACCCAACAAAACUCCCACCUAAAAAUAUACACAUGCAUCAAUAUAAUAUUAUCUAGAAUAUAAUAGAAGUAGUGUUGAGCCUCCAAGGAAGUUGUUAAGAAUUAUUUUGUUAGAAGGAUGUAAAAAUGCAUCGUUAUUGAAUAAAAAACUUUUUUAUGUUAUCGUUUUACAAUUAUGGUAACUUAUCAGUUACCAGGUGCUUUAUGAAUAGCAAGAUCAGCUAGUGCUAGCAAGCAUCAGCUAGUGCUAGAAGGGCUAAUGGGCUAUAUUAAAAUAAGCAUUUUAUCAAAAAUGUUUGAAGUUGUUAUUCCCCUCUAAUCUAUCACACCUGGAACAUACUGAUUGAUUCUGGGUAUUGCAUUUCCAGAAAGAUUGACAAGUUAGAAUAAGUUCAGAGAAGGGCAAGAAAAUUGAUAUAGAGAGAUGACCUGCCCUGUGAGGACAGGCUAAAAGAAUUUGGGAUGAUCAGUUUGGAGAAAAAACUGAAAGAAGAUAUCUUGGGAUUCAAGUACUUAAAAGUGUGCCAUAGAGACGAUAGUCAGGAACUAUUUUAAUUGCCAUGGAAACAAGGUCCAGAAAUAAUACCCAGCUAACAAUAAAUAACUACAUACAAAUGAUGGGUAUAAAUAUAGGGUCUGGAUGGGAAACAGCAGGCUUCAACUGAACCUGUUAAGGCUAAGUGGCUUUGAGUUGUAGGGCCUUCUGGAUCUGGGAAUUUAAUACUGGAGUUUCACUGCCCCAAUCAGAUCUGGUGUGCAAUUUGGGAGUCCUACUGAAUUCAUGACUCAUAAAGCAGGUGCCAAUCAUAGUAGGAGGGACUUUGUCCUAGUUGUGCCCUGGAUCAUGAGUCUCUACUUGCAGUUACUCAUGCUCAGGUCACCUUCCAAAUGGACAAUUGUAACGUACUGUAUAUGAGGCUGUUCUUGAACAGCAUCUAAAAGCUUCAACUGCUGGAAAAGCGAAGUUAUGAAUGUUCCUAGAAUGGCCCAUAUUCAACCUAUUCUGUGUGCGCGGCCUUAGUUGCUGGCUUGCAACGGUUCAAUUCAAGGUGCUGGUUUUGAUCUCUAAAGCCCUACAUGGCAUGGGAUCAGGUUAUUUGAGGGACUACUUUUCCCUGGAUACUUCUACUCAUCCAUCAGGUCCAGAAGGAGGAGUGUGUGUAUGGCUCCUACCUGCUGAAUAAUUCCAUCUAAUGGUGCCUGGGAGGUGGGCCUUUUCACAGAAUCUGCUCUUUGGGACAUCAUUGCGCCCCUCCCCCCCAAUGAAAUGGGGAUCCCAUAAAAUUGUAGCACUGUGUGGGAUGCUGGUUCAUUCAACUUAUUUAUAUUGUUUAAUUUUUUUAUUUGUUUUAACUGGUUUCUCCAUAGAUGUUUUAACUUUUCAUUGUAUACUGCCUAGAAUCGUGUUUGUGAGAUGGGUGAUUAUAUAAAUCAAAUAAACAACCUCAACUAACCGGA
Messenger RNA from Thamnophis sirtalis, 3761 nucleotides. It is a transcript of the gene PRELID2, whose product is annotated as PRELI domain containing 2. NCBI's taxonomy places the organism in Eukaryota, Metazoa, Chordata, Lepidosauria, Squamata, Natricidae. Gene Ontology annotation, cellular component: mitochondrial intermembrane space. The record is from RefSeq and is a predicted model, not a curated record.